GGAAAUGAGAAAUCGCGAGGAGCGAAGGGCGACAAUAAGUGAGUGCGGUUAUCUGAGGCGGACCGGAAGAGAAAGUGAGGGAAUGAAAGAUCGCGGAAUCUUCGUCGAGGUCGAACCAAAUUUCGUCAACUUGGCGCGAAAACUCUCGCCGCGCGCGGGCUCGUCUCCCUGUCGGCUGCCAUCGGCGAAGGGCGCCGGACGUAGAGGAGGAAGGGGAUUAGGGCGGGGAGGAGGAGGGCACACGCGAUCAACUUCGGUGCUGUUCGGUUCGGUGCGGCCGUGCGCACUCGAGCGAGGGCCAGCGUAGCGCGCCGAUGGCAGCGUAAGACGCUCGCGUCGCCGCCGCCGCCGACGACGACCGAGGGAUUGACUCUUGGUGCGCGAUUUGGUACGUCGACCUCCGUAGUCCGCGACCGAGAAAGUGCGAGAAGAACGACGA
Molecule: messenger RNA, 439 nt
Organism: Pogonomyrmex barbatus (red harvester ant)
Lineage: Eukaryota; Metazoa; Arthropoda; Insecta; Hymenoptera; Formicidae
Source: RefSeq, a predicted model, not a curated record